Molecule: messenger RNA, 2258 nt
Organism: Rubroshorea leprosula
Lineage: Eukaryota; Viridiplantae; Streptophyta; Magnoliopsida; Malvales; Dipterocarpaceae
Source: the annotation of a GenBank genome assembly
CUUUUCUUCCUCAGAAACCUGCAGAGCCUCAAUCUUGCCUUGAAUGAUUUUAGGCUUUCCAAGAUUCCACCAGAAAUCAAAAUCUUGUUCACAACUUGAGUGAGGUGAGAGAACUUGUGCUUAGUGGAGUGAACAUGGCAUCUGUUAAUCCUCGUUUCUUCAUGAAUCUCUCUUCUUCAUUGACUACUCUUGAUCUCUUGAGGAGUGCAUUAAGAGGAAACUUUCCAAACAGUAUUUUCCGCUUUCCAAAUCUCAAGAAUUUUUAUUUAAGUGGAAACUGGAACCUCACUAUUGAUCUUCCAAGUUCCAAUUGGAGCAGUCCUCUCCAACAGUUGUAUUUAGGUUAUAUGGAUUGCGGAAGGCGAUUGGCAGAGUCUAUAGAUCUAAAGUCAUUACAGUCUCUGGGUCUUUUUUACUACAACUUGGAAGGUUCCAUUCCAACUUCCAUAGGGAACUUAUCUAAACUUACUUACCUAAGCCUCUAUUCUAACAAUCUCAGCGGACAAAUCCCAUCAUCACUUGCAAACCUCACCCAACUUACCUCUCUUGACCUUUCCUAUAAUCAGUUUUCUGGUCCCAUUCCAGCUUCCAUAGAAGCCGACAUGUUCUCAGCGCUUCAAAAUCUGGAAACCAUCUUUCUUUCAGACAAUAAUCUGUCCUUGAGAAUGAAUGUCAAUGCCAACUUCACAUUACCCAUGCUAACUGAUGUUUCCUUUUCUUCUUGUAACUUGAGUGAAUUCCCCAAUUUCAUAAGACAUUCAAAUGGUCUGCAAAGCCUAGUGCUAUCCAAAAAUAGCAUUCAUGGAAAUAUUCCCGAAUGGAUAUGUGGAAAGGAUGAUCUCAAAAUUCUUGACCUUUCUCAUAACAAUUUAAUCGGGGAGAUUCCAAAUUGUCUUCCUAAGUCUCUCUCAGUGUUGAAUUUGCAGGCCACAAUUCUUGACCUUUCUCAUAACAAUUUAAGCGGGAAGAUUCCAAAUUGUCUUCCUAAGUCUCUCUUAGUGUUGAAUUUGCAGGGCAAUAACUUUGAUGGAAAUAUGCGAUUUGGGUUUCCAGAGGACUGUGGAUUACGAAAUCUCAACUUACGUGGAAAUCAAAUGGACGGCUUAUUACCAAGGUCUUUGGUGAAUUGUAGCAUGUUAGAGGUUCUAGACGUUGGCAACAACAACAUAGAGGACACAUUCCCUCAUUGGUUGGAAUCUCUACCAGACCUUCAAGUGCUUGUCUUAAGGUCCAACAAAUUCCAUGGUUCUGUGCUGAGCACCAAAGAAAGUCCAUCUUUUCCCAAGUUACGAGUUCUGGACCUCUCCAGCAAUGAUUUUCUUGGUCCUUUGCCUCUUCGGUACAUGGAAAAUUUUAAAGCGAUUAUGGACCCUUAUGGAGAGGAUGGUUCCCCUGAAUACAUGAAUGUGUGGACGGGAGCGGGAGCCAAUUCUUAUCAAUAUUCACUGGUUGUGACAUGGAAGGGAUCCGAGCGUGAGCUGCAGGGAAUCUUGACCGUAUUCAGUAGUAUUCAUCUCUCAAAUAACAAGUUUGAGGGAGAAAUUCCAGAUGUUAUUGGAAAGCUUAGUUCUCUCAAAGGGCUUAAUCUUUCUCAUAACAACCUUACUGGUCAUAUCCCACUGUCACUAGGGAAUUUGACGAAUCUGGAAUGGUUGGAUCUCUCUUCCAACGAGCUGGUGGGGAAAAUUCCUGAUGAAUUGGUUUCUUUGACACAACUCUCUGUAUUGAAUCUUUCAAAUAAUCAUCUCGUUGGGCGCAUACCACAGGGCAGUCAGUUCAACACCUUUGGAAAUGGUUCUUAUGAAGGAAACCUUGGACUGUGUGGAUUCCCAUUGUCAAAAUCUUGUGAUGGAAUUGGGACACCACCGAGCUCCUUCCAAGAAAAAGAUGAGUUGUGGAGAUUUGGCUGGAGGGUUGUGGUGUUAGGCUAUGGAUGUGGAGUUGUUUUUGGACUGCUGAUGGGAUAUCUUGUCUUCCGAACAGGAAAACCAAAAUGGUUUGCGUCUUUCUUUGAUGGCCGAUCAAGUCAAAGUGGAAGGAAGAUGAGGAAAGCCAGAAGACUUGUUCAAAGAAGAAGCUAGUUGCAGAGUUGAUGUUUUGGAGCUUCUGAUUUAAUGUUUCCUAAAUAAGAGCUUUUCGGGUUUGAAGUUCUUGUUAUGGUUGGCAUUGGCUUGUCUAAAAUUGUCAGCCUUCUUUUGUUUUUAUUAUGCUUUGUAAUUUUAUCUUUCUUUAUUGUAAAAUAUAUUUGAAGGUUAAUC